AGAGAAAGUCAAAGUCCGACCCUUCCCACCUACUCUGUCCAACGCGCAAAUAAGUAUGUUUCUAUUCUCCGUAGCUUUGAUAAUUUGUUCGUGAGUGAAACUAGCUAGAUCUGCCUCCGUCUCCCUUCCCGGUGACUAGCUAGAUCUGCUCAAGCCGGUGGCCGGGGAGUGCCGAUGACGACGCUUGAGUUCACGCCAACGUGGGUCGUUGCUGCGAUGUGCUCCUUCAUCGUGCUGCCCUCGCUCGUCGCCGAGCGGUGCCUCCAUUACCUUUCCAAGGCAAUCAAACGGAAGCAACCAAAACCGCUCUAUAAGGCCUUCCUGAAGAUUAAACAAGAGUUGUUGCAAGGGUUGGUCGCCCUGCUGCUCACAUUGUUCCAAAAGUUCAUCAAGAAGACAUGCAUUUCUCCUAGCUUGGCAGUCCACAUGUUGCCAUGCCGGAGGGCAGGUGCGCUGGGGCUCACAAAGCAGCACUAUGUUGCCUCUCAAAUCAUUGGCAGGUUCGGAACCCGGAUGUUAAGCGAAGACACGGAACGGAGCGAAUACUGCCGUUCAAAGGGAAAAGUUCUAUUGUUGUCCAGUGAAGUUAUACAUCAGCUGGUAAUUUUCGUACUUGUGCUGGCUGUCGCGCACGUUUUGUUCAGUGUUUCAACAAUGAUUUUAGGAGUUGCAAAGAUACGUCAAUGGAAACAAUGGGAAAGUGAAUUUCAUACAGUCGAUUACAACGCAAGAAGUGGGUCUACCAGGUUUUCCUUUGUGCGUCAACAUUUAUUUGUUAGGAAUCAUUUUUAUGCUGUUGACCAGGAUUCAAGAAUAUUGGGUUGGCUGCAUUCUUUUGUUAAGCAGUUCUAUGGGUCAGUAACUAAAAUAGACUACACCACAAUGCGUCUCGGUUUUAUCAAUAAUCACUUCAGUGGACAUACAGUAUUUGAUUUCCACAAGUACUUGAUGAGGGUUUUACAGAACGAUUUUAAGAAAGUAGUUGGGAUAAGAUGGUACAUGUGGAUAUUCGUGGUGUUCUAUCUCUUGCUGAAUAUUAAUGGCUGGCACACAUACUUUUGGAUUGCAUUCCUUCCUCUUCUGCUUCUGUUGGCCAUUGGCACCAAACUGCAGCACGUCAUCAAUCUGCUAGCUCGGGAAGUACAUGAUAGGGCAAAUGUGAUAAGAGGUGAUUUGGUUCUAAAUCCAUCAGAUGACCUUUUCUGGUUUGGACGGCCAAGGAUUAUCCUGAGCCUAAUCCACUUCAUCCUGUUCCAGAAUGCGUUUGAGAUCGCAUACUUUUUCUGGAUACUGAUCACCUAUGGAUUCAACUCCUGCGUCAUGGGGAAAGUUGGAUAUACCGUGCCAAGGCUUGUUAUUGGGGUCAUUAUUCAAUUUAUCUGCAGCUACAUCACCCUGCCUCUGUAUGCAAUUGUAACACAGAUGGGAAGCUCCUGCCAGAAGGAGCUCUUCAGCGAUAAUGUGCGCCACGCCCUCCAGGGAUGGGCUCAAGGAGCUAAGAUGACAGCGCGGGAUAAGCAUAUUGACAUGGUUAUGGCGGGGCCUUCCGUAGAAAUGAUGAGACAAACUUCACGGGAGAGCAGUUGCGCCGAUGAAAGCAUCGAGUGA
Messenger RNA from Lolium rigidum, 1608 nucleotides. Its product is annotated as MLO-like protein 1. Gene Ontology annotation, cellular component: membrane. The coding region runs from base 175 to 1608 and encodes 477 amino acids. The record is from RefSeq and is a predicted model, not a curated record. The transcript has 14 exons. Lineage: Eukaryota; Viridiplantae; Streptophyta; Magnoliopsida; Poales; Poaceae. Gene Ontology annotation, biological process: defense response.